AUGAUUUCUAAUAUAAAAGCGUUUAUCAAAAAGCUUGAGUUUUGGGAACAAGACUUAAUCGAUGGCGAUACCAGGAAUUUUUCUGUUCUUUCAGAAAAGAUAUCUCAAAGGCCAUUAGAACCAUAUGAUAGUAAAUAUCAUGUAGAAAUAGUCUCUAACUUGAAGGAUAACUUCAAAAAUCGUUUCAAGGAUUUCAACGAAAUUGCUAUAGUGGCGCAAUUUAAUUUUACGACAUCGCUGCGCCGGAAAUGUAUGUGAUUGCGUUUCAAACUGAUUUAGC
Acanthoscelides obtectus is the source of this 280-nucleotide messenger RNA. The record is from the annotation of a GenBank genome assembly. Lineage: Eukaryota; Metazoa; Arthropoda; Insecta; Coleoptera; Chrysomelidae.